AUGUCUGUUCCCGGACAUCACGUUUCUCGGAGCCGCACCGGGAACACUCCCACCGUCGAAAAGGGGCGAAUGGUGAACAUGGAGGGCUACACCAUGGCGCCGAAGCCGAACAACGCUGUCGUCCGCUACUUCGAGCCGUGCGCGGCCACGGCCUCCAUGUUCUUGUACGCGCAGGGAGCCUCGGUUGUGUGCUGCCACCAUGACACGCUUGCGAUAGAGAAGCGGUUCUCGCGGCACUCCGAGGAGGUUCAGCUACUGGCCGUCGACAACCACAGCGAUAUGGGCGCAGGGAGGCUGGUGGUCAGCUACGACGCGGGCCAGACAGCAAUUGUUUGGGAUCUACCGACGGGAGACGAAGUUGCUCGGUUUGCGUCCUAUGAGAACCUCACAUGCGCGGCAUGGAUGCGUAACGGCAACGUUGCCUUUGGCAAUACACAAGGCAAUGUGAUCCUCUUCGAGCCAACAACGUCAGAGCACAUAUCUGCUAGGACGAUCGAUCAGAUAGCCAUCACUGCGAUAUCGCCCGCAGCUGACUGCAGGACAUUUGCCCUUGGUUAUCAAAAUGGCUCGCUUUUGAUCGCUACUCUCCAGCCAAGGUUCACAAUACUUCACAAUCUCACCACCUCAAGGGGCCCGUCUCCAAUAGUGACCCUAUCAUGGCACGCCUCAACACCCCGACAGAAAUCCGACAUGCUGGCGGUGCAGACGAACGACGGCGAUCUCCGCGUAUGGAGCGUGUCCAAGGCCUACAGCAGUGAUGACCCGGCCAAGGUUGUGCGCAUCCUGAAGAGAACGGAAAACUAUCUGACAGGACCUAAUUGGAUGGGCUGGUCCAAGAACGGCCGGAUUAUUCAGUUCUCAGAAUCGGAAACAAUAUCUUGGGACGUGCGGACGAAGCAUGUUACAUAUGACACAAUCCCUACCCUCGAGACCGUUCGGGGGCUGGCCGUCUACGGGCCUGGAGCCACACUCUUCACCCUGGGAGCUAAUAAUACCGUCCAGCAAUUCGACCUGAACGCACCGGCGAUGAUGGUUGCUAAUGUGCAGCACCCGGCAAAUAUGCUCCCUCCAUCGCCCCCUAUAUCGCUCGAGGCAGAAGAUAAGGGGCAAGGCGGCAAUGUCUCCGAGUCGGAAUCCUCAGUCAAAAUCGCGUUCCACCCGUCCGAUUUGUCUGACGAGGACCACAGAUCGCCCCUGGCUCGGUACAUCCACACAGGUCAUGGGUUGGAGGCUGAACCAUACCGCCCAAGUAGCCCCGGAUCAAGUGUUACCCAGUCGAGCGUGUCCAUCUCAUCAUCCACGUCUCAGAAGAUGCCGCGAGUUUACCAAUCUUCUGUCGUUUCACGAGGCAUGACAGAGAACACGUACAUAUCAGCAGGCUCCUCACUACGGUCUGGUGCUCACCAUCGGGAGAGGAGGGAUAGGGAAUCCAUGUCAACCGGAAGCUCGAUAUCCAUGGGAAGUUCGCAAUACCGCCAUGGCCACCGGCCGUCAAGGCUGCGCCACGAGAUUCCACGCAGCCCAGACGAUUCCAGAGUGGUAGAUCUGUUCAAGUUCACCAAGAGCCGCCUCGUUGACGUACCUUACAAAGCGCCUUACUCGACCGAUCCGAGCCGGCUGACAAAUGACGACCUUCGCCUCCAAAUGCUGAGCACAAUAUUUGGGUGGAACAAGGACAUUGAUGAGCUGGUUCGGGAUGAAAUGUCGCGGCAUCCGCUGGGUUCCACAAACCGCAUCCUGCUGGCCAAGUGGCUAGGCGACAUCAACACUGACAUCAUGACCAUGGGCUCCCAGAACAUGACUUCGUCCGACUGGAUGCUCCUGGCACUCAGCGGUAUUGGAGGACAGGAGUCCCAGCACAAGCUGGGUCGCGCAUAUGUGCAGAGGCUCCUUGAGCACGGCGAUCUCCACGCAGCAGCAACAAUCAUGAUUGGUCUCGGCGACCACAAUGACGCCGUGGAGAUAUACAUUUCACACAAGAAGUACAUGGAGGCGCUGAUCCUUACUUGCCUCUUCUUCCCGAAAGCCUGGGAACGACAGGAGCAGAUCGCCAAGAAAUGGGGUGAAUGGGCGGUACAGCACGGCCAGCAACAAUUGGCCAUCAGAUGCUUUGCCUGCACUGGAGUCCAAUCUUCCGAACCCUGGACAUCGCCAUCCGCGCAGCAGCUCAAUUUCUCAACCAUCUCGCAGACGGUUCCAGAGUUGAUGAGCCCGCCGCUGUCACCGCCAACAACGAACCACGGACCACAGCGGAGCGUCGCAAAGAACUCAGCGCUGAAGCUUAUCACUUCAUUUAGCGACCCGCAGGCCAAGGCCAAGUUCUUCUCGGGACAUGGCGACGACGGCAAGACACCGAUCGCAGCCGGAGCGACUCCCAUCUUGGAGUCCGCUCUCUCACCCGGCGCUGACCCGGCAACGGCAGUUCUGCGAGGCAACCGGAGUCAGUUCAAUACGCCGGCAUCGGCCCGCCCGGGCCACGGUUUUGGCCGCAACCGGCUGCCCUCCAUCGGAGAGACCCCUGACGCCAACCACCGUGAUCGACUGGCUCUGGCAAACAAGAACGCCGGAGACGCAGAUCUGCAUGACAGUUAUGGCAAGUCUCUGGAGGCGACGAGACCGAAUACGGCUAGUCCGCGGUUGGUAAGGGAUGGCUCUUCCAGGGCACAGCCUCCCCCGUCCCCAUCCCCGGCGAUUGUCGCUGCUCUGAUGGAAAGCGGAACCAAAAGAAAUGGCUCUCGCACUCGGAUCCCCGAAGGACUGGACCUUUCACUCCCUGCAUUCAAGGACUCCUUGCCAGACGAUCUUACAUCCCCUGAACAGUCGGCGAAUUCCUCUGUCCGAUAUCACUGGCCUUCCAGGCGAAGGGGGCCGGCGUCCGUUGCCAGCUCCGCGACCUCGGCGGCAUCAUCGAGUGUUGCCAGAAGCCACCGGGGGUACGCGCCCCAGCAUGGCAGGAGUUUGGACCAAUAUAUCCACAGCCUAGACGCCGCCCAGAGCGCGAAACAUGUUCGCGGGAGCAGCCGCGACGGCCGCCAUCAUGGGCGUGAUCACAGCCAACCUCGUCAAGCGGACCGUGAGAAGUCGCGAGAUCGUGGACGGGCCGUGGCGCGAAGCUAUACGCCAAAGGGGGGAAAGAGAUCUCCAAAGUCGCCGGUGCCCAUGUCUCCCGAGGAUUUGAUCAACCUGGCGACGCCAAACCAGGACAUGGAGCAGGCAGACCAUGUCAACAGCAAUGGUAGGCUGGUUGGUGUUUACAACGACGAACUAGAGCCGCCAAGCCAGCCCAGUACAGUGAGGAAGGUAGGCUACACCCAUCGGGACGGCUCCCGUGUAAAGAGUUCGAGCCGGACUGCCAGUCGAGACGGCCGCGCCUCGAGCCGCAACCGCACCCUCAGUCCCGAUAGACAUGGGCUGCGAGAACAGGAUCUCCGUGGCCGCUCUGGAUCUCGCGGACCGCGGCAAAACAGAUCGCCACCGUCACCACAGCCCAUGUCGGCGGAUCUGCACCGGAAUCACUUUUACAACUCAGAGGACGAGGAGGACUACAGACAGGCAGUCGAAGCCCGUGAGAGGUUCCGCCGGAGAAACAACCGGAGCGGAAGCAGAGCCGGCCGGGGCGAAGAGCUUGCUUCCCCAGCGUCGACUCGAUCCACUCCCUGGUCGCGGGGAUCGACGCGCGAGAAGUCGGAUAGCGUCCGGCGGAACACGUCUCACGCAGGCACCGAGGACUCGUCACGUCGCCAUAUCGGCGCACCAUUGCAGACUCCAGCGCCGAUGGAUCUUGUUGCUGACAGCUCAGGGGACUUGAAAGUCAUGAAGGACGAAAGGCAGCUGAAGAAGGAAGCGGCUGCACGUGAGCUUGAGGAGCGACGGAAAUCCCUGGCUAGGAGGCCAUCUGUCCCUCCAAUCAUCCACCCGGAUGAGAUCGCCUUAUCACCGGCAGUACGGACGCCGCCCGCACUCCAAGAACUGCCGAGCACCACAUAUGUGCCGCCCAAGAAGGAGGAUCUCCCCUCCCGCAGCGCCAGCGUUGAUCCGACCCCAGCGAGGAGCAUGUUCGCGAACCGCAACGGGCCCCUGAUCGGCCUGCCGGCGACGCCGAGGGCAAUGCGCCUGGUCUUGGAGUCGGAUGCGUCCAAGCAUGACGAGCCCGUUCCCCCAAUCCCCGUGACUUUCGCCCAGGCAUCUCCUGGGAAGUCUAACCAGCCGAGCCAAAGGUCGCCCGGCAGGCCCUCCCCGACCAAGGUGGAAAAGCAGGCUGAGCAGCAAGAAGAGAGCACCAUCUUAUUGCCGUCGACUGUCUACACGCCACCUCCAGCCACCAAUUCACGGUUGGCUGCCCAGAUCGGAAGGUCCAUGUCCGCUCCUCCACAGGACUUGGUGCCGCCUCAGGGCCACUCGAGAGGGCACUCAUUCUCCGUGCAGUCCCGGAGACCGUCCCAUGACUCGAACGCCUUUGUACGCAGGCCGUCCCACGAUGCGAAUGCCUUUUCAGGCCGCAGGCCAUCACACGAUGCGAACAUUCCGCCCCCGCCACCACAGCCGUCGGCACCGCCAUUGCUCAAGGAGCUCCAGCACCUCGCCCAACCGCCGCCGCCACCGCCAGCUCCCCUGCAGCACCUCGCCGCGACCAGCCCGAAGCCGGUGGUCUACGGCGGCAGCUCGGGUAUGAUUGAAAUCGUCAUGGACGAUGACCAGCAGCAGGCCCCACAGCAGCAACAGCAAGAGCAACAACAACAAUCAUCCAUCCCAACCGCCAUCCCCGUCAGCGAGACGACGGUGCCAGUCAUCUCCCCGCCAGUGCCACGGAACGGACACGUCCGCGGGCGGAGCAGCGUGGACAACAGCAUUGGAGCACGCAUCUCACGGGCAACAGAACGGAUGCGGUCAGUCAGCCGCAGCCGGAUAGGGCGCGGCGGCGGCGACAAGGACGGGGUUGCUGGGGCGGGGGCGCGCACAAAGUCGCCCGACGUGGUCGUGGCGCCCUACGAGAGCAUCCCGCCGGGCCCGCCCGUGUCCAUGAGCUACCGCGUGCAGGCGCAGGUGUUCCAGCAGGUGCAGGCCCAGGUCGCGCAGCAGCAGGCGCAGAAUGAGUAUCGGACGGGGCUGCAUCAAAGUGAGAUGAUCUGA
Canariomyces notabilis is the source of this 5130-nucleotide messenger RNA. RefSeq lists its product as uncharacterized. Gene Ontology annotation, molecular function: transcription factor binding. The coding region runs from base 1 to 5130 and encodes 1709 amino acids. NCBI's taxonomy places the organism in Eukaryota, Fungi, Ascomycota, Sordariomycetes, Sordariales, Chaetomiaceae. The record is from RefSeq and is a predicted model, not a curated record. Gene Ontology annotation, cellular component: nucleus. Gene Ontology annotation, biological process: positive regulation of transcription by RNA polymerase II. The transcript has 5 exons.